GCUUCAUUUCUCUUAAACACACAUCAGUUCUCAGACACAGAGAAACUCGGACACAAUGACUGAAAUCAGGAUUAAAAUGUCUUUAUUUCUGAUACUCGGGCUCCAGAUCACAGAAGUGACGGGACAAUAUUCCUCCUCCGUCUUUGUCAGAGAUGGAGAUGACGUCACUAUGUCCUGUGAAUAUGUGUUCGAUGGUCAGGAUGAAUGUGACAGUACUUACUGGAUCUUAAGUGGUUCAAGAAUCACACACCUGGUUAAACAAGGGAAGAUUGUUAAAGAUGCCGACCCUAAAUCAGACAGACUGAGUCUGACACAGAACUGUUCUCUGGUUCUGAAGAAGGUCACAGCUGGAGACACUGAUCACUACAACUGUCGACAGUCCAGAUCAGGACAAUAUGAUCUAAACACUCUGGUUUAUCUGUCUGUUGUUACCAUGACUGAACAGAAGGACGGUGAUGAGGUGAAGUUCACCUGCUCUGUAUCACCUCAUGUAUAUUUCACACACACAGUGAAGUGGCUGCAUGAGCGUCAGAAAGUGGAUGAAGGCAACACAGACAUAAAGACAUCACAGUCUAAGAGCUCAGCUACUGUCACGUUUCCUUCCUCUUAUCUCAAGAAGCCAAAGUAUCAUGAGAUGUUUCAGUGUGAAGUGACGGAUGGUUACGAAGGAAAAGAGUUGCUCACCUUCAGUGCUCCGUCCUCAGGUGAGAAACCAGGUGAGGACAGGACAACAAGUGUCCAAACAACAACUGAAAACAGGAAGAAUUCCCGGAUGGAGCCGGCAGCACCUGACCACAGUGACACGUCACCUAGACAACCAGACUGGUGGUUAUACGUCGCUGUAGCCGGCGGUUCGGCAGCACUCCUGGUAAUCAUCGUGGCGCUGAUCAUAUGGAAGAGAGCGAAAGGGAGGAAACCACAGAAGGAUGGAGACACAGAAAAUGCAGAGCAGGGACAAGGAUUAAACUCUACAGAGACCCAGUCGGCUCCAGGAAGCAGCCAGGACACGGCUGAUCCUGACGACGGGGUUUCCUACGCCUCCAUCAGCUACACCAAGAAGACCGACAGUAGAGCCCAGGUACGAGUCAGAGACGACGAUGAUGAUGAUGAAGGCGAUGCCGUGACCUACAGCACCGUGAAGGUUUCUUCCUCCUCUGCUGGAGCCUCCACUGAUCCCAGCGACGUCUACGCCAACGUCAACAAGACAGACGGAUAAGACGCCGCGCAGCUGAGAACCGUUUCACCGGCUUUGGAUAUUUGUUGCUGUUUCAGAAUGAACGAGACUUCACCACCUUCACCUGUCAGAUAGAUCCAGAGGGGACAGAUCUGUCAGAUAGAUCCAGAGGGGACAGAUCCGUCAGUUAGAUCCAGAGGGGACAGAUCUGUCAGUUAGAUCCAGAGGGGACAGAUCUGUCAGUUAGAUCCAGAGGGGAUGGAUCUGUCAGUUAGAUCCAGAGGGGACAGAUCCGUCAGAUAGAUCCAGAGGGGACAGAUCCGUCAGUUAGAUCCAGAGGGGACAGAUCCGUCAGAUAGAUCCAGAGGGGACGGAUCUGUCAGAUAGAUCCAGAGGGGACGGAUCUGUCAGAUAGAUCCAGAGGGGACGGAUCUGUCAGUUAGAUCCAGAGGGGACGGAUCCGUCAGAUAGAUCCAGAGGGGACAGAUCCGUCAGAUAGAUCCAGAGGGGACAGAUCUGUCAGAUAGAUCGAGAGGGGACAGAUCCGUCAGAUAGAUCCAGAGGGGACAGAUCCGUCAGAUAGAUCCAGAGGGGACAGAUCCGUCAGAUAGAUCCAGAGGGGACAGAUCCGUCAGUUAGAUCCAGAGGGGACAGAUCUGUCAGAUAGAUCCAGAGGGGACAGAUCUGUAAGAUAGAUCUAGAAGGGACAGAUCUGGAGGGAGAGGGGGAAGCAGCAGAGUAAUUUCCAGGACAGAUUGCUGUAAAAUGCUAAUUGUCCAGAAGUGGGUGUAGUAGGUUCAUUAGUGUGUAAAAAGAUGAAGCGAUCACUCUGCGCUCUGAUCACUCUUUAUACGUCAGCUUUCUGUGCUUAUAACAUUCAGCCACUGGCCACUUUAUUAGGUACACCUUCUCAUUAAUGCAGAUAUCUGUCCUGAUAUUUAUCCUUUAUUGUCAUUGUGUGAAGACGUGAUUAAACAGGACGUAUUUUUAACAUUCA
Messenger RNA from Seriola aureovittata, 2171 nucleotides. RefSeq lists its product as uncharacterized. Gene Ontology annotation, biological process: positive regulation of ERK1 and ERK2 cascade; T cell activation; interleukin-15-mediated signaling pathway. The coding region runs from base 56 to 1216 and encodes 386 amino acids. NCBI's taxonomy places the organism in Eukaryota, Metazoa, Chordata, Actinopteri, Carangiformes, Carangidae. The transcript has 9 exons. Gene Ontology annotation, molecular function: protein tyrosine kinase binding; MHC class II protein binding. Gene Ontology annotation, cellular component: external side of plasma membrane; membrane raft. The record is from RefSeq and is a predicted model, not a curated record.